Messenger RNA from Suillus clintonianus, 342 nucleotides. RefSeq lists its product as uncharacterized. Bases 104 to 316 code for a protein of 70 amino acids. NCBI's taxonomy places the organism in Eukaryota, Fungi, Basidiomycota, Agaricomycetes, Boletales, Suillaceae. The record is from RefSeq and is a predicted model, not a curated record. The transcript is spliced from 4 exons.
AAGAUAGAUAGGGAUGGUGACGCGAAAUAAUCUGAACGACGUAGUCAUGACCCAAGGACAUCCACGAAAACUGCUAGCAGCAGAAACAUGACUUGCCGCCUCCAUGGUCCCCAGUGUCUACCUGUACUACUACUUGUUGCUGUUGUGUAUCCGGCUGUUGUGUAUUGGAGCUCUCUGGAAGAUCAUCAAAAUAUUCGUCAGGUACCAUGUCCUUGUCCGGGCCAGGGUCAUCUGCUGCAGCAUUACGCUCCUUACCCUUCGCGAAAGGAACAUCGACGACGGAUGGCGCUGCAUGGUCGGACCGCCAAGUGAAUAGGUAUUUUAGCUGAGCCUUGAUGUUGG